GGAGGGCGCCACCCUCGAAGAAGUGCGGGAGGCGGCUCCCGCCGCGGUGCUGCAGUCAUGGAACUAGGGCAGGAGGCGCGGCGACUGGGUUGCUGGGCGGCGGAAGAGAUGGGGGUGCCCGUAGCGGCCAGGGCCUCGGAAUUCACGCUGCGCAGGCUUUGUCUGGGCCAGGGUGCUGAUAUCUGGACCUACAUCUUGCAACAUGUGCAUAGUCAGAGGACUGUCAGGAAGAUCCGGGGAAACUUACUCUGGUAUGGCCACCAAGACAGUCCAGAGGUCCGUCGGAAGUUGGAGCUGGAAGCCACUGUGACCCGCCUGCGGGCAGAGAUCCAAGAGCUAGAUCAGAGCCUGGAGCUGAUGGAGCGAGAGACUGAGGCUCAGGAUGUGGCCAUGGAGCAGGCACUGCAGAGCAUGCGAGACACCCAGCGUCGAGCUCUCCUCCUCCAGGGUCAAGCUAGGGCCAUGCGAAGACAGCACCGUGAACUUCAAGGUUCCACGCAGUGGCUGCAGAAUCAGCUUAGGCACCUGCAGGAGAUAGAGAGGAAGGCCAAAGUGGAUGUGACCUUUGGACCCCUGACAUCAGCAGCCCUGGGCCUGGAGCCCGUGAUCCUGUGUGAUGUCCGAGCAGCCUGCACCCUCCGGGCCCAGUUCCUGCAGAACCUCCUGAUUCCCCAGGCCAAGAGGGGCAGACUCCCAACCCCUCAUGAUGACCAUUUUGGAACUUCUUAUCAGCAAUGGCUUAGCUCCGUGGAGACACUGCUGACAAACCAUCCCCCAGGCCACAUCUUGGCUGCCUUGGAGCAUCUGGCUGCAGAGCGGGAGGCAGAGAUUCGAUCCCUGUGUAGUGGGGAUGGGCUUGGAGAUAUGGAGAUAUCCAGGCGCCAGGCACCGGAGCAGUCAGACUCUGGCCAGACCCUGCCAUCCAUGGUACAUCUCAUCCAGGAGGGCUGGCAGACUGUAGGUGCACUGGUCACCCAGCGGGGUGCCCUCCUGAAGGAGCAUCAAGCUCUGACACAGCACCUCCAGGGCUUAGUGGAGGAAGUGGAGAAACGUGCCCUGGGAUCCAAUAAGAGGCAGGUGUUGAUACUGGGGCUUCGGAUCUCUGGCCUGUGGGCGGAGCUUAAGGCCCUGCGUGCCCAGAGCCAGGAACUGGAGGAUGCAGCUGGGCAUCGGCAGCUCCUACUGAGGGAGCUACAGGCCAAACAGCAGCGGAUCCUGCACUGGCGCCUGUUGGUGGAGGAAACACAGGAACAGGUCCGCCUGCUCAUCAAGGGAAACUCAGCCAGCAAGACCCGCCUAUGCCGGAGCCCUGGGGAGGUGCUGGCUCUGGUUCAACAAAAGGUGGUCCCGACAUCUGAGGCCGUGGCACCACAGAUCCAGGAGCUGCUUCACUGCCUGAAGGAGGAAGUCCGGCAUCUGCCCCAUAUUCUGCUGGACACUCUGCUGCGGCACAGCCCUGGAGAGUCAAAGCCCCUGCCCAUGGUCCUACCAUCCAUCCACCAGCUGCACCCUGCAUCCCCAAGGGGCUCCAGCCUCAUAGCACUGAGCCACACACUGGGGUUGCUCCCAGGGAAGGCACCAGAGCUGCUCCUCCCGGCUGCUGCCUCUCUUCGCCAGGACCUUCUGUCCCUUCAAGACCGGCAGAGUCUCCGGUGUUUAGAUCUGCUCCACAUGAAGACCAGCCUGCCACCGGGACCAUCCACCCAGGAGCUGCUGCAGAUCCAGGCAUCCCAGGAAAAGGAGCAGAAGGAAAGUCUGGGGCGUGCUCUGAAGAGGAUGGAGAACCUGCUGAAACAGGCGCUGGAGCGAAUCCCGGAGCUGCAGGGUGUUGUGAGGGACUGGUGGGAGCAGCCAGGACAAGCUGCCCUGUCCAAAGACCUCUGCCAGGGUCUGUCCCUGCCCUAGUGGCGGCUGCGCUGGAAUCAGGCCCAGGGGACCCUGCAAAAGCUAUACACAUGAAGAGGGGGUGCAAGCAGAAAUCACGAACUUCACAUCUGUUGACCCCAAUACCGCAACUCCCCCAG
This is a messenger RNA of Carlito syrichta (Philippine tarsier), 2024 nucleotides long. RefSeq names its product HAUS augmin like complex subunit 5 (gene HAUS5). The record is from RefSeq and is a predicted model, not a curated record. Gene Ontology annotation, cellular component: HAUS complex; centrosome. NCBI's taxonomy places the organism in Eukaryota, Metazoa, Chordata, Mammalia, Primates, Tarsiidae. The transcript is spliced from 19 exons. Bases 58 to 1905 code for a protein of 615 amino acids. Gene Ontology annotation, biological process: centrosome cycle; spindle assembly.